Messenger RNA from Glycine soja, 1203 nucleotides. RefSeq names its product peroxidase P7-like. Gene Ontology annotation, molecular function: peroxidase activity; heme binding. The transcript has 4 exons. NCBI's taxonomy places the organism in Eukaryota, Viridiplantae, Streptophyta, Magnoliopsida, Fabales, Fabaceae. Gene Ontology annotation, biological process: hydrogen peroxide catabolic process; response to oxidative stress. The coding region runs from base 81 to 1058 and encodes 325 amino acids. The record is from RefSeq and is a predicted model, not a curated record.
CCUCAUACAUAAAUACACAUGUUUGCUUAUUUAAAAAAAUAAUAAUAAUUUAGUCCAACCCUGUAUAAGAGAUAGCUCAAAUGAUUGGGUAUGUCUUCAAUACGAAAGCUCCAAUGGCUUCUUACUACUUCCUCUUGCUUGUUCUCGUCGGUGCAACUACAGCUUCUGGGGCUGAACUAUGUGCAGACUUUUACUCAUGCACCUGCCCAAACUUGUUGCCUAUAGUGAAGAAAGGAGUGGCCAAAGCCAUUCAGAAAGAACCACGCAUGGGCGCUUCCUUACUCCGAUUGCAUUUCCAUGACUGCUUUGUAAACGGUUGUGAUGCAUCUAUACUGUUGGAUGAUACAAGCAACUUCAUUGGGGAGCAAACAGCAGCAGCUAACAACCAAUCAGCUAGAGGGUUCAACGUGAUUAAUGAUAUUAAGGCCAGUGUGGAGAAAGAAUGCCCCAGAGUAGUGUCAUGUGCUGAUAUUCUUGCUUUGUCAGCUAGAGAUUCUGUAGUUUAUUUAGGAGGACCUUCUUGGGAAGUGGGGUUGGGGAGAAGAGAUUCUACUACAGCAAGCAGAAGUGAUGCUAAUAAUAGCAUUCCUGGGCCUUUCCUCAGUCUAACUGCUCUGAUAAACAAUUUUGCUAAUCAAGGCCUCUCAGUUACAGAUUUGGUGGCUCUUUCAGGGGCACAUACAAUUGGCCUGGCUGAAUGCAAAAAUUUCCGAGCACACAUCUACAAUGAUUCCAACGUUGAUCCCUCUUACCGAAAGUUCCUGCAGAGCAAGUGCCCCAGAAGUGGAAAUGAUAAAACACUCGAACCCCUUGACCACCAAACUCCAAUCCAUUUUGAUAAUCUAUACUUUCAGAAUUUGGUGAGUAAGAAGGCCCUUCUCCAUUCCGAUCAGGAGCUGUUCAAUGGCAGUUCUACUGACAAUCUGGUAAGAAAAUAUGCUACCAAUGCUGCUGCAUUCUUUGAAGACUUUGCCAAGGGCAUGCUCAAAAUGAGCAACAUCAAGCCUCUUACAGGAAGCCAGGGCCAGAUCAGAAUCAAUUGUGGGAAAGUCAAUUAAACGUUAGCAAGUGAUGAUGUAUAAUAUGUUUUUAAUAUAAAUUUUAUUUCCCUCCUCCAAAGUUAUGUCGAAUAAUUUGAUCCUCGAACCGUCAAGCAACCUGGUUUAUCAUCAAUGAACUACGUAGUUUUAUAUGUACACCAUA